Molecule: messenger RNA, 1016 nt
Organism: Camellia sinensis
Lineage: Eukaryota; Viridiplantae; Streptophyta; Magnoliopsida; Ericales; Theaceae
Biological process (GO): protein folding; protein stabilization; protein import into mitochondrial matrix
Cellular component (GO): mitochondrion
Molecular function (GO): protein-folding chaperone binding; zinc ion binding
Source: RefSeq, a predicted model, not a curated record
UCUUCUAGAUUACUCUACCCCACAAUCACAACCCUUCGACAAAGAUCAAAGCCUCAACUCUUGAGAAUCAGGUUGAUCAAAUCAAAACCCAGACAACAACCAGUAUCAGCAAAUUAACCUUCUCUGCAAUUCUUCAUCAUUAUCAUUAUCAUUAUCAUUAUCAUUAUCAUCUUGUUAGGAUUUCAGACCAUGAAAGCACUAACCUCCCCUGCGACGAUCGUCUCUUCCACGCCUUCUUGCCUUCCGAUUUUCUUCCCCAUAACCAAAGACUCUUCAUCAUCAUCACAAUCGAGAAGGUUCCUUCGCCUUCCCACCUCUUCCAAGAAUAACAGUAACGAAUCCGAUCUUCAUUCCGAUUCUUACGACUCAAGUCUCGUCCCAAUUCUCAGUAAUCGAACUCUCUCCCAGGAUGCGGCGAUGGGAUUAGUUCUGAGUGCGGCGUCUGUGAGAGGUUGGACGACCGAUUCCGGCAUGGAAGGUCCUUCUGUCCCCGCCGGAGCUGAGCCGAAUUCCGGUAUGGAGAGGGUCUCUACGUUCCCCUGGUCCCUCUUCACCAAAUCUCCACGUCGGAGGAUGCUCGUCGCCUUCACUUGCAACGUUUGUGGCCAAAGGACUACCCGCGCCAUCAAUCCCCACGCAUACACUGAUGGCACCGUCUUCGUGCAGUGUUGUGGAUGCAAUGUUUUUCAUAAGCUGGUGGAUAAUCUGAACCUCUUUCAUGGGUUGAAAUGCUAUGUGAACCCGAGCUUCCAUUACCCGGACCCAAAGAGCGAUGAUGUUACCUUCAAGUAUCUCGACAUGAAUGACGACGAUGAUGAUGACAAUGACAAUGAUGGCGACAAUGAUAUCUUUCCAACUUAUGAAGUGCAAUGAAAACAAAUACACUGUUUGUACAUUCUAAUUAUUACUAGAACCAUUUUUACUUAAUUCUAUUUGUAAAUAGAUUUGUAACUGUUUUCUUUAUAUAUUAGAUACUUGAUCAAUUGUUUUUACAUGGGAAGAAUGCAUAUUUGACA